CUCUCUCUCUCUCUCUCUCUCUCUCUCUCUCCUUAAUUAACUAGCUCCUGCAAGCUCUUGGGCUCUGACCAACACUCCAACGGCUAUCCUUUCUCUCUUUGGUGAAUAUGUGUUCCUAAUUUUUCAUUCUCCUUGAAAUGCUAUGCUUUCAUGUCUCCAUGAUUUCCCUGUGAUGUCCUCCAAACAGACCUUUAAGCCGUAAAAGCAAAAUCACUGAGGUUCAUUUAUCAUAAGAAGCUGAUGGUGAUAGUUUAGUCACUUUCGCAUGCACCAUCUCUCAACAUAUUUCCCUUCUCUUCUUCUUGAUCUUGACAAUCUAAUCACGUUGUCAUCUGAAGAUUUUCUCCUUUUCCACUUUCAGCUGAAGAUUUCCUCCUCCCGUUAGGCCAUUUUCCGGCUUUACCGGUCGAGCAAGGGCGGUUUUACGACGACCUGUGGGGAAAUGGGUGAUAGUUUGUCUGGCCUUUUCGAACAAGAAACUGAGUUCGGGAGCGAAACCAACUUCACUGGAGCAGCUUCUCCCGAAGAUAUUUUCAGUAUUCUCGAGACACUAGAGAAUGUAUCGGAGUUUUCUCCAUUAGGGGAAGCUGUUCCGAGCUCUAAGGAAGGAGGAGAAGAAGCUACAAGUGCUGCUCCGAGAUUGGCGUCUCAGAAGUCUUCUUCUUCUAGUGUCCUACAAGAGUACUCAGAGACCGAGAUCGAGGCUGAAGCUUCCCCUAAAAGCAAGAGACCGAAACUCGCAGCCACAGCUUCUUCCGAAGAUGCGAACGCUUCGGAUGGGCAGCAAAGGAUAUCUCACAUAACUGUGGAGCGCAACCGAAGAAAGCAAAUGAACGAGCACUUAUCGGUCUUACGAUCACUCAUGCCUUGCUUCUAUGUCAAAAGGGGAGAUCAAGCGUCGAUUAUCGGCGGGGUUGUCGACUAUAUCAGCGAGUUGCAGCAAGUUCUACAGUCGCUCGAGGCGAAGAAACAACGGAAGGUUUACAGCGAAGUACUAAGCCCUAGGCUGCAAGUUUCAAGCCCAAGGGUGCUACUACCCUCAUCACCACUUAGCCCUAGAAAGCCUCCACUUAGCCCUAGACUGAGCUUGCCUAUAAGCCCAAGAACACCACAACCAAGCAGCCCUUACAAGCCUAGGCUGCAGCAAACAAGUUACCUUAGUAGUUCACCCACCAUGCCCACUACUACUUCAGUACUUGAUCCAUCUCCUACUUCCUCUAGUACUUCCUCCAUUGACAAUGCUAAUGAGCUCGUUGCGAAUUCAAAAUCGGCGAUCGCGGACGUGGAGGUGAAGUUCUCCGGCCCGAAUGUUCUCCUAAAGACAGUUUCGCCCCGAAUUCCUGGCCAGGCCUUGAAAAUCAUAUCCGCCCUCGAAGACCUUUCGCUCGAAAUUCUCCAUGCGAGCAUCAGCACCAGUGAUGAAACCAUGUUCAAUUCAUUCACCAUCAAGAUUGGAAUUGAAUGCCAACUCAGUGCAGAGGAGCUCGCUCAACAAGUUCAACAAACAUUCUGCUAAUUACACGUUUGAUACAUAACAGAUAGAAUGGAAUAGGGUGGAAUGGAAUUUUGGAUUUAUCAUACGACUUCUUCAAAUUUUCAUUUUAUUCCAUUCAAAUCCUAUUCUAUUUCAUCAGCCAAACGUAAGUACUUACUAAUUAAUCAUAGUUAGGUUUACUCCCAGGUCCCAACCCUAGUAGUAAGAUGUGUUUGGAAUGACUUAUAAAAAUGACUUGUGUGACUUUUAACUCAAAUACUAAACUUUUUUACCCAAACAAGUCAAAAAGAAAAAAAAAAAUGAUUCAUUUGAGUUAAAUGUUGCAAAAUUCAUUUUUAUAAGUUGUCCCUCCAAAGAUAUUACAUGGGGAUGGCAAUUAUCAUGCAUAAUUUUAAUAGUAUUCAUCAUGCUCAGUUGUAGUUUGGUCAUAUGUGACUUAUAGUUGCUUCGUGUAACCCUUUUAAUGUUAAGCGUGCAUUGUUAAUCUUUAUUUCUAUUUAUGAAUGUAGUUGAUUA
Messenger RNA from Malania oleifera, 2011 nucleotides. Its product is annotated as transcription factor SPEECHLESS. The record is from RefSeq and is a predicted model, not a curated record. The transcript is spliced from 3 exons. NCBI's taxonomy places the organism in Eukaryota, Viridiplantae, Streptophyta, Magnoliopsida, Santalales, Ximeniaceae. Gene Ontology annotation, molecular function: protein dimerization activity; DNA-binding transcription factor activity. Bases 443 to 1516 code for a protein of 357 amino acids. Gene Ontology annotation, biological process: guard cell differentiation; positive regulation of DNA-templated transcription; stomatal complex development. Gene Ontology annotation, cellular component: nucleus.